Molecule: messenger RNA, 1024 nt
Organism: Parus major (Great Tit)
Lineage: Eukaryota; Metazoa; Chordata; Aves; Passeriformes; Paridae
Product: proline-rich proteoglycan 2-like
Exons: 1
Source: RefSeq, a predicted model, not a curated record
GAUUGGGACCGGGAUUCGGACCGGGAUCCCCACCAGGAUCUGGACCGGGAUUCCCAGGAUUUGCCCGUGGAGCGGCACCGGGGCUCGCACGGGGAUUGGGACCGGGAUUGGGACCGGGAUUCCCGUCAGGAUUUCCAUGAGCAUUCCCAGCCCAUCCGGCACCGGGAUUUGCACCGGGAUUUGCCCGAGGAUUCCCGGGAGGAUUUGCCCCCGGGAGGGCACCGGGAUUUGCACCGGGAUUUGCACCGGGAUUUGCGGCCAGAGCGGGGCUCGCACGAGGAUUCCCACCGGGAAUGGCAGCAGGAUUUGCACCGGGACCGGGAUCCCGGCUGGCGCGGGGAUUCCCGGGAAGCUUCGCACCGGGAUUCGCACCGGGACUCGGACAGGGAUGGGGGCUUGGGAGCGCCCCGGCACCGGGGCUGGCACCGGGAUUCCCUCCGGGAUUCCCUCCGGGACCCCGCCCCCGCCGGUGACACCUCCCCCGUGCCCCCCUAUGGGGACGAGGACCCCGAUCCUUACGGGGACCCCUACGAGGACCCCGAGCCGCAGCUCUGGGACCCCGACACCUACGGGGACCCCUAUGGGGGUCCGGCCCCCCCCUACAGGGCCGAGGACCCCCGGGAGGGGCCGUGGGACCCCGAAACGGAGCCCUGGGACCCCGACAUUUAUGGGGACCCCUAUGGGGACCCCUACGAGGAUGAGGAGCCUGAAGAGGAGCCCUGGGACCCCGCCCCACCCCCCUCGGACCCCUACAGGGACCCCGAGCCCGGAAGCCUCCGGAGGGGCCGGGACCCCCAAACCCGACCUUGGGACCCCUAUGGGGACCCCCAGAGUGUUCCCGGGGACCCCCAAACCCAGCCCUGGGACCCCCAGAGUGUGCCCGGGGACCCCCAAACCCGGCCCUGGAACCCCUAUGGGGACCCCCAGAGUGUUCCCGGGGACCCCCAAACCCGACCUUGGGACCCCUAUGGGGACCCCCAGAGUGUUCCCGGGGACCCCCAGACCCGGCCCUGGGACCCCCAGA